This is a messenger RNA of Podospora pseudopauciseta, 2349 nucleotides long. RefSeq lists its product as uncharacterized. Bases 1 to 2349 code for a protein of 782 amino acids. The record is from RefSeq and is a predicted model, not a curated record. The transcript has a single exon. NCBI's taxonomy places the organism in Eukaryota, Fungi, Ascomycota, Sordariomycetes, Sordariales, Podosporaceae.
AUGGACAAGAAGGAAAGCAAAGAUGACAAGGGCGACAGGAAACCUGCCGAGCUACCCAGACGAAAGAGCCACCAAGAUCUGCCCCGUCUGGAUACUCACCUCGACGAGCGUGACCAGGAUCCGACCGCUCGAGUUCGCCGGUCAAACAGUAGACAUGAUAGGGAGAAACCAGUUAUUGACCAGGACUCUCGGGACCGCCCCAGCGCCCGAGACGAACGAAGCGCGAGACCCGGGCCACCACGGGACGAUGAACUCCUGACGCCUGCCGUCAAGUAUUCCAACAGUGCAAGGCGGGACCGGGAAUAUCGGGCUUAUGACACUGGAAAAAGCCCAGCAUCUGCCCGAAGUCCCUCUACCAGAGGUGACCGGGUCGAUCCGAGAACUACAUCUGGCAACCGAGGAUCAUCAACUCGACUAGAUCCUGGUUAUCCCCCUAGCGCCGGAGGUCAUAAGAGAGCAUCCUCCACUGUCAGCGGACCCCCCCGUGAUGACCGAACUCGGGACAGGCCGCGGUCGAUGGUCUACCCUAUUGGAAAUUUUGAAGGCUUUGAUGACGGCGGUGCUGAUGACAUCAUGUCGUUCAUGGCGCCCGGCAUCAACUUUGAUCCAUCACGGAAGAAACCCGAGACCUCACCCCAAAGAGGGCCUCAAAGUUCUCAACAUCGCAACCACCGUGCCGGGGAAGGCAUGCCAAUCCCUCAAGCUUAUGUUGCACGCCAUGGCCGUUCCAACACUCGCGAGAGGAAUGACUAUUCUAGUGAUGAUAACCACCGUGGACGUCGGCAACCCCGGGGAGGACGGCCAUAUCCAACACAUCCGUCGAUGGAGCCGGAGUAUCCUCCAGAGAUGGUUUCACCUGAGCAAGCCAGAGCACCGAAGCCAAGGACCGGCUCGCCCUUGCCUUUCCCCACUGAUGAUUCACCAGACCCUAGUCCACAACACGCAACUUUCCCAAGACACACCCGAGGCAGGUCGGAUUACCGCUCAAACUCGCCCUCGCCGCCCAGACGGAGAGGUACGGGGCAUGGCCGAGAUGCCAGCAUGAGCACCUCUUCCCAGCCCGGAUCGAUGGCAGGCUCUCUUGGAAGGACCAACGGGUUGGACAGCAGAAGACCGCAGGCCAAGAACCCAGCAAUCGGCAUUCUGCGACAAGAAUCGUCUCUUGAUCCCAAAUCACCAGUGAUGUAUUGGCAAAAGGGCCGUUUUGAUCCUCUUGAUGAGACUUCCAGCCCGGCCGCCCAGGUCGUUUCCGUUCGCCGGUAUCUGGAGGACGCAGGCAAGGGGUUACUUCCUCAGUUACCAACCUGCCACUUCCAGAACCCCACCUCGCCGUACAAAGCAUCCGAAGCCGGGCAGUGGAUGACGCUCCAACGCGCAGAGAACUUUAUCAUCUGUCCCGACUGCUACAAAGAUGUCUUUGCCAAUUCUACAUACCAACAUCUGUUCUUCCCUGCCCCACCACCCCAGCAGCCUGUAUCGUGCGACUUUGGUAGUCAGUUCUGGUACCGUAUCGCCUUUAUCCUCUCGUUGAAACACAACCAUACGGACCUUCGCCUGUUGCAAGCUGCCUCCCUGGUCGCUGCUCGGCAUCAGCCCUGCGCUGGAGGUGUACGAGCCACGAGAAUCUGGUACGGCAUUCUGUCGCCCAACUCGCGACAUCCGCGCCCCAUCCCGGGGUUCGAAGUCUGCUCUUCGUGCGCCAAAACCUGCGAGGCCUUGCUGCCCAACUUGGCGGGGGUGUUUGUCCCACUGGAUAACAAUGAGCCGAUGAAGGGCACAUGUGAAAUGCAUUACUCCCCCGAUAGAAAACGGUUCAUGGAUCUGUGGGACCAUCUGGAGGGGGUGAGCGAUCAGGCUGUCAAGAUGAUGAUGGCGCCGGACUUGGUGCUGUUGGCGGACAAGGUACGGGAUACGGUUCACUAUGAGGAGUGCAAGAGGAACACACCGUUGAGAAAUAAGAAAUGGUUCAUGAUGGAGAGACUGCCGGAGAUGACGGUUUGUGGGGAGUGUUUUUGGGAGGUGGUGGUGCCGUUGCUGGAGCAGGACAGACAGGAUGGAGGGGAUGUGAAGGGGGAGAUCCCGAGGAACUUUUACAAGCACAUGCAGAGGGUGGAGGGGCUGGCGAGUUGUCAGUUGUAUAGUGAGAGGAUGAGGAAUGUGUUUAGGCUGGCGGCGGAGCGUGCGGAUUGGAGGUUUUUGGAGAAGGAGGUGUUGGAGAGGAUGAGGGCGAUUGUGGAGAUUGAAAAGAGGUACAAGGUGUUGAUGGAGAUGAAGAGGGAGGGGGCGGAUGAGGAGAUGGUGGAGGGGGAGGUGCAGGAGUUGAUUAGGAAGUUGAAGGUUGUAGAGUAG